UUUCUUCUCAAAUUCAGCAUCAAUCUCAUUGAAAACGGCAUGAGUACAUAUUCCGCUACUCACGAAGCUGUCUAAAAUUCAUUCAUUCAACCUUACGUUUAGUUGAAGACCAAUAUGAACCUUCCGGAUUCCGAGCCUUCCGCUUGUGUUGAUAGCGACACACCGGUUCCUACUAAAUUGAGGCGCUCAUGUGAAGCAUGCAGGACAUCCAAAGGUAGAUGUUUACCAAGUAAAGAUGACCCUACUCGAUGCGCAAGAUGUUUAAAAAGCAGGAAGAAAUGUGUGUUCUUGGAAACGAAACCUCGACCUAAGAAGAUGAGAUCUUCUAGAGUGCGUGUUGCGGAGAUGGAGCAAAAGCUUGAUGGGAUUUUGAAUAUCUUGGCAGCCAAAUCUCAAGCAGAUUCUCAGCCUAAUUCAAUCCCAACACCUGAAUCUCCCCAAGAAAAUAUGCCGUUGGAUCUAUCAGAGAUGUUCGAGCUUUCUUUUCCAUUACUACCAUUGGAGAAUGCGAGUAUCAAACCAUUCCAACACAUGUCUUUGUCUACACCUCCAAAUCUUAGUUACGGUGGUUUGAAUGAUGUCAUUUCGAGGUGCAUAAUCAGUACAAAACAGGCUGAAGAGGCACUGAAGGAGUUUGCUAGUAGAGCUUCAGCCUUUCCGUUUGUACUUCUUCCUCUGCAAGCCUCUCUAGAAAGCUUGAGGCAUGAACGACCCAUUCUUUUGCUUGGAAUUCUUGCGAGUACAAGUCAAAACAAUAUCCCCCUGCAACAUCUUCUUGAAAGUGAGCUACGCGAAACAAUCAGUAGCCGUACAAUUAUGCACGGUGAGAAGAGUAUUGACUUGCUACAAGGAAUACUUUUGUACCUCGCUGCGAAAGAGAAUCUAUUCCAGCUUACGCAAAUGGCAAAUGCUAUGGUGAUGGACCUUGGACUUCACAGGCCAAAGUUUGGUGAAGUACAAACGAGCUAUUCAAGCACUCUUGGCUUUGAAUGCCCUAAAAACUUCACCUCAGCUCAGAUAGAGGAGAAGAGGACUCUUAUCGGAUGUUUUUGUUUGACAUCAUCAAUUUGCCGCAGUCUGAGGAAACCCAAUAGUCUGAAGUAUCACGACUAUAUUGAACAAUGUUGCCAAAUAUUAUCGGAGGUCAGCGUAACCGAGACGGAUAGAUUGUUACCGUUUUUCACAAGAAUUCAUCGACUUGGCGAAGAGGUUAACGAUGCCUUUGAUUACUCCAAUCAUGGAGAGCUUGCUAAGCUUGAUUACGUACGAAUUGAGAUGUUCAAUAGAACUUUGUCUCAACAAUUUCAGGAUAUCCAGAGGUACUUUCCUGCCGAAGCUUGGAGCAAUCACACACUGAGAAUAUCGUAUGCACAUCUCCGUAUAUAUGUUGCAGAAAUCAGUCUUAACAGCAUUCCAUCGGACUCACAUCAAUUUACAACUACGUCAUCAAAUCGAGCCUCCUGGUAUCAUUCUUCCUCAAGAACAGAAAUGUUGAUUCGUUGUCUACAGGCUGCGAAGGACUAUCUCGAUAUGGUGUUAUCUCUCACUCCCGUAGAAUUCUGUUGUCUUACCGCACCAAACUACAUAGAAUUAUUCUACGCUCUCCUCGUCCUCGGAAAAUUCACCGAAGGUUGCGAUUCCCCAUCCCUCGACGGCGACCAAGUCCGUCAAGCCGCAAACCUCCGCUACUACCUUGAUUCCAUCGAUGAAAAAAUGGAAAACCUCCUCGUAUACAAUAAUGGCCAAGCUCAACGAAAUAGUGUCUGGAACAUGAAGCUUCUAUGUCAGGAAAUAAAGAAGUGGCACACGCGAAUCGUUUCUGGCGUUCCGGGUUCCGAACAUACAAUGAUUAAUGGUGUAAAUAUCUCAUUUACACAUAUCAUACCGUCGAUCCAAGGACUUUGUAGCGAAAUUCUUAAUUCGAUGGCGGAUUUAAGACCAGGGGGAAGUUCGUCGCCGGAUGCAAUGGCUGAUUGGAUGGCGUUUAUGGCUUCUGAGAGUAAUGUUAGACCGAGGUGAUGUGGAAAAUUUGUUGUAGAAAUAGAAUGAGGGUAUGGGAUUUCACUGUUACCUUUAUAUGAGGAGUUUUUUGAGUUGGGAGGGGAAAGGGACAACUUUACCCUUCUCUUUGAAUUAUUCACACGCAUUCUUUCAUGCUUGUUUCAUGUGAUGGAGUUGGCAUUGUGGCGUUUGGAUACUAUAGAGUAUGGCAUGUACAUUUACAUAUAUGUGUAUAUGUAGGUAUAUGUAUAUGUAUACUAGACUGGAAAGUUUUAUAGCGUUGAAGAAUUAGUAUCUGGCGUUGAAGAUUCUAGGGUUAUAGAAUGAUAGAUAGGUAGGUAAGUAAGUAUCAAUAACUAGAUACGCAGCUCUUAAUCUUUCUUUCUUUCCUUCUUUCCUUCUUUCCUUCUUUCCUUCUUUCCUUCUUUCCUUCUUUCCUUCUUUCCUUAUUGC
Molecule: messenger RNA, 2454 nt
Organism: Botrytis sinoallii
Lineage: Eukaryota; Fungi; Ascomycota; Leotiomycetes; Helotiales; Sclerotiniaceae
Exons: 6
Coding region: 115-2019 (634 amino acids)
Biological process (GO): regulation of DNA-templated transcription
Cellular component (GO): nucleus
Molecular function (GO): DNA-binding transcription factor activity, RNA polymerase II-specific; zinc ion binding; transcription cis-regulatory region binding
Source: RefSeq, a predicted model, not a curated record